Messenger RNA from Striga asiatica, 1317 nucleotides. NCBI's taxonomy places the organism in Eukaryota, Viridiplantae, Streptophyta, Magnoliopsida, Lamiales, Orobanchaceae. The record is from the annotation of a GenBank genome assembly.
AUGGUCCACGUCGACGUGAGCAAGGCCGAGGAGGUGGCCGAUACAGUGAUGGGGCUCAUUUUGGGGCUGCUCAAGCGCACGCACUCUCAGCUUCGGGGUGGCUCGGCUCCGUGCAACCGCUCUGCCGCGGAAUGCGGCGGUGCCGGGAUCUGCAUCUGGGCUAGCAGGAUCUUGGCAUUUAAGAUGAGCGUGCUAUCUUCCUUGAGAUUCCCAACUGCAGCCAGAAGAAUGGAUACACUUAACGAUUUGCUUGCUGCAAGUAAUCUCAUAUCACUACAUUGUGCCCUGACGAAUGAUACAAUGCAUAUCAUCAAUGCGGAUUGUUUGCAACAUAUAAAGUCUGGGGCAUUUCUUGUAAAUACUGGGAGCAGCCAACUACUAGAGGAUUGUGCUGUGAAGCAACUUUUGAUUGACGGCACACUCGUUGGCUGUGCUCUGGAUGGUGCUGAAAGACCACAAUGGAUGGAAGCAUGGGAUGCUGUGUCAGACGAGGAAGACGAGGUGGAACAAGAGGACAAGUACGAGAAUAAUAGCCCUGCACUGGCCUGCGAAACUUCAUUAAAAGAUUCAGUUGAUGAUAGACUGACUGAAGAAAUCCAGCUAGUAGCCAAAAGUUCUAAGGAGAGGCUCUCAAACCAGACAACGGGAAAUUCUUCCCAUAAUCAAGACUAUGUUUUGUCCCAAAGCACGUCAAACAGAUCUGAAACACAGCGUAGCAGGUUGAGUAAGAAGGCAAAAAAGAGGCACGGCUGCCAAAAAUCUCAGAAUAAAGCCGACAAUUUUGGAAAAGAGAGCACUUCGUACAGAGAGGAAGACGGGUGUCUGAGUGGCUGUGGUCAAGUGCUGAGUUCAAGUUCACAUUUUGCUUCUCCCGAUAAUUUAAGGUCCCGGAAAACGCCUGUUGAGUCAAGCACAGGGAAUAAGAAGAAAUCUGGCGAGGUGCUGAAGGAAGGUUAUAUUGUGGUUUUGCACGCGAGAGACGGACCUGACUUUCAGCUUCAUGUAUCAAAGCAAGGAGUUAAGGGAGGCGGUUGUUUCCUUGACAAAGUGUCAAAUGUUUCGAAAAGAUAUCCCAGCUGCGCAAUUUCUGGUUGUCUUCAGAAAUCGUUUACAGCUGGAGGAAAAUUGUUACAGAUGAAUAAGAGGAUGGAGUUUGUAUUUUCUAGUCAUAGUUUUGAUGUAUGGGAGAGUUGGACAAUUGAAGGUUCCUUUGACGAGUGCAGGUUGGUGAAUUGCAAAAAUCCUCUUGCAGCGUUGGACGUACGCAUUGAAAUUGUUGUUGCUGUUGAUGAAGAUGGUGUUACUCGUUGGCUCGAU